CCCCGUGACGUUUCACACACAGGUCAAGGAAUAGUAGAUAGGAAUAGACGAUAGAAGCAGAUUUUUGGACAAUUCGACUGCAACCCCAGUCAUGCCAACUAGAAAAGGCUGUGUCCUGAAAUGUGAGGGGAAAUCUUGUAUGUUUGCCUUACCGAAGGCAGAACCACGAAGAAGUCAGUGGUUGAAAUUUAUUUUUAACAAUGUUCCUUCAACGGUUCGAAAUACUGUACUGUGUGCCCGGCAUUUCUCGGACGACAGCUUCACAAACCUUGCACAGGUUGAAGCCAGAUAUGCAAUGCGUCUAGUACUAAAGGGCGAUGCUGUUCCUACUUUGUCUGGACCAGCGGGAGAUUCGGUGACACAACCUGUCAGCCAAUUUCAAAAGUUACCUAGAAGGAGGGAUGCUGCUUGUCAGACCGACAUUCUACACAAACGUACAGUUCGCACACAGUUGUCUUUGCGUACCUUUAGUAAUCCAUAUCGAAGUUCUGCUGUCCAGACUAUAGAUUCCAGCAACUUUGAUGUAUGGACAUCAAAUCUUCUCGAGGCAGCACCCUCUUUUAUAUCCACCCCUACAGAGAGACCAUCAAAGAGACGUCGUGUGGACCCUGAGGAAGAAGAAGAAGAAGAGGAGGAGGAGGAUGGCAGCUUCUCCGUGGUGGCUUCAGACGGGCUGGAUGAUACCUAUGACCCAGCAGAGUCUGUCACAAAUGAUACAGAAAAAACAGACAUGUUUGGUAAAGAACACAUUCCCUAUAACAUCAAGACAUACAUAGUGUAUGAGACCUGCAUCAUGGAGCUUUUCGAAAUGUGUCCUGUGUGCCAGCGAGUGUGUGAUGUUCAAACCCGAAGGAUGGGUACAUUUCUAUCAGUGGAGCAGCUGUGCCCUCAUUGUCAGUUUUCCAGACUGUGGAAUAGCCAGCCUAUUGUACGGAGUACUCCAGCUGGGAACCUACAGCUUUCCACUUCAGUGUACGUCAAUGGAGAGUCUUUCUUCAAACUUGAAAAGGUCUUGAAAGCAAUAAACCUACAGCUUUUCGAGUACGACACCUUCCUAAGGCAUGCCAAAAUGUUCAUCGAGCCAGCUAUCGUGUCAAACUUUAAGACAUCACAGGAAAUGAUGCUUCGGCAGCUCAGUGAAGAGGACAAGAUUAUACCUGGUGGUGACUUGAGGGCAGACUCUCCUGGCCACUCUGAAAGGUCAGGCAGCCACACCACGAUGGACCUCAAGACCAACAAUGUUGUUGACAUCCCGUUGUUUAAGAGCGAUGAGGUUGGUGGAAGCUGUCGGAUGGAAAAAGAAGGUCUGGAAAGGGGUCUGGCGUUGUUGCAGGAGCAUGGUUGCCUUGAUGACUUGAUGGCCCUCAUCUUUGAUGAAAACUUUGUGGACCCGGCACCAUUCAAAGAGGAGAUUUUGAAGGUCACCAUCACAGAGGACCUGUGUGCUCAGGACGAACGGCCUGUCAAGGAGGAGGUCAUUGAAAGCUUUGUCACCCAAGUCAAGACAGAGGCUUUCUGAAUCCUGCAUAAAGGUUUUGGGGCAGGCACAUACUACACGGGCAGGAAUGAUGACUCUGAUCCUGCGUCUCAGGAAGCCCUAUAGCACCAGCUCACAAAACCCUUUAAGGCUGGAUACUGGUUACGCCUGCAAGAAUUGCUCGGUCAAAAGAUCACUAAAACAUCUAUCUUUGAUGUGUUUAAAGCUACAUGUAUUCUUUUAUGGGUUAAGUGAACCUUUUUUUGUAGAUGACCGAGACAAGUUGAAAGUGGGACAAAAAAGGUAAAACACUUUGCAGUUUUAACUUCCAUUUGGAGUUAUGACAAUAAAGGCUUUACAGUUUCU
Molecule: messenger RNA, 1843 nt
Organism: Trematomus bernacchii (emerald rockcod)
Lineage: Eukaryota; Metazoa; Chordata; Actinopteri; Perciformes; Nototheniidae
Exons: 8
Coding region: 92-1519 (475 amino acids)
Source: RefSeq, a predicted model, not a curated record